AUGGCCUCCAAGACCUGGAACGUCGGAGUCGUCGGCUACGGCUUCAGCGCCAAAACUUUCCAUAUCCCUUUUAUCCAGGAAGUUCCUCAGUUCAAGCUGUAUGCUGUUGUCCAGCGCACCCCCAGGCCCGAUGAUGAUGCCGAGAAGGACCACCCCGGGAUCAAGUCCUACCGGAGUGCGGAGGAGCUAGUCCAGGAUUCCGCCGUCGAUGUAGUCGUCAUCACCACCGCGCCUGAGCUACACUACUCCCUGUCCAAGUUGGCGCUGGAAAAUGGAAAGCACGUUGUCUGCGAGAAACCGUUUACCCCGACCUACAAGGAAGCUGCCGACCUCGUCGCCAUCGCAAAGAAGCAAAACAAGUUCCUCGCCGUUUACCAGAACCGCCGGUGGGACGCCGACUUCGUCACCCUCUCCAAGCUCGUCAAGACCGGCGCUCUUGGCCGCGUCGUCGAAUUCGAAUCCCACUUUGACCGCCACCGUCCCGAGGAGCCCGCGCCUACUGUCUCGAAGUGGAAGAACAAGGUUGUUCCCGGUGGUAGCGCGAUCCACGAUCUCGGAUCCCACUUGCUAGACCAGGCAGUACAUCUGCUCGGCAAGCCGAACCGGGUGACGGGCUUUGUUGGCACGCAGCGCGAAGUCAACACUUCCGGUUAUGAGGAUUCGUUUACCGUGCUGCUGCACUAUAACAACGGGUUACUCGUUACGGCGAAGGCUGGUGUUGUGAGCCCCGAGGAAGAACAGUUGAGGUUCUGGGUGAGGGGUGAGAAGGGGAGCUUUAAGAAGUUCUAUCUCGAUAUUCAAGAGGACCAGCUCAAGGCUGGCGUGAAGCCUAGCGACAGUGGUUAUGGCAGAGAGCCAAGUGAGAGAUACGGUACCCUCACCACUAUUCAAGAUGGCAAGCCCGUCCGCGAAAUCACUCCCACAGUGGAACCACCCACCUGGUCCGAAUACUACCGGAAGAUGGCCCGGGCUCUGGGAGGCGAAGGCGAACUCCCUGCUAGCGGAGAUGAGGCCGCGGAGGUUAUUCGGCUGAUUGAGGUGGUCCAGGAGAGCUCCAAGCAAGGGAAGACUUUGGACUUCUAG
Messenger RNA from Aspergillus puulaauensis, 1083 nucleotides. RefSeq names its product putative NAD binding Rossmann fold oxidoreductase. The record is from RefSeq and is a predicted model, not a curated record. Lineage: Eukaryota; Fungi; Ascomycota; Eurotiomycetes; Eurotiales; Aspergillaceae. The transcript has 5 exons. Bases 1 to 1083 code for a protein of 360 amino acids. Gene Ontology annotation, molecular function: nucleotide binding.